Molecule: messenger RNA, 2760 nt
Organism: Myxocyprinus asiaticus (Chinese sucker)
Lineage: Eukaryota; Metazoa; Chordata; Actinopteri; Cypriniformes; Catostomidae
Product: epsin-1-like
Exons: 13
Coding region: 595-2523 (642 amino acids)
Biological process (GO): endocytosis
Cellular component (GO): endosome; plasma membrane; clathrin vesicle coat
Molecular function (GO): phospholipid binding; clathrin binding
Source: RefSeq, a predicted model, not a curated record
GCGGAGAAACGGAAGCGGAAGUUCCGCCAUCUCCUCGUACCAUCCAAGUAACAGCAGGGUCAGUACAGACGAUAUAUUUCACAAAGUAUAGUAUUAAAAUCAGUUACAUUACGUUGUAUAUAUUUAUACGACGAACCGGACUCGAGAGGUGAUAGUUGUUAAGUUAAAUCACUGUCGCCUCUCUCUGUCACACACUCACUCGCGUCUCUUUAUGAGUUCAGUUAGCAUAGUGCCGCGCGCACAUCUCUUAAGUGAGUGUUUUUAAAUCAGUACCGUGACAGAGACAACAACAACAACAACACCUUCCUUUACUCCCGCCCUCCUGUCUUCACUACACGGACUCUGCUUUCUCGCUUUCUCCUUGACGUCUGAUCUUGUUUGAGAGCGAGACCUGGAGCUCAGCGUGGUUAUUUCACCCCAAAUCUGUGCUUCUGGGCCCCGAUGUGGCCGUGCGGAGGUUUGGAACAGUGGACAGGCUAAACAGUGAGAGCUCUGUGACCCUGAACUGAGCACGCACACAGAGAGACAGGGGGGGGAGGGGAAGAGAGACCGACACUCCCAGAUUUAGCACAACCUGAUAGCCAGCCUGUUGCCAUGUCGACAUCAUCGCUUCGGCGGCAAGUGAAAAACAUUGUUCACAAUUACUCAGAGGCAGAGAUAAAGGUUAGGGAAGCAACCUCUAAUGACCCAUGGGGUCCCUCUAGCUCUCUGAUGUCAGAGAUUGCAGACCUGACAUACAAUGUAGUGGCCUUCUCAGAGAUCAUGAGCAUGGUCUGGAAGAGACUCAAUGACCAUGGCAAGAACUGGAGACAUGUCUAUAAAGCUAUGACUCUAAUGGAGUAUCUGAUAAAGACAGGUUCAGAGCGAGUGGCACAGCAAUGCAGGGAAAACAUCUACGCCGUUCAGACACUCAAAGACUUCCAGUACAUAGAUAGAGAUGGCAAGGACCAGGGUGUGAAUGUACGGGAAAAGGCUAAGCAGCUUGUGACUCUGCUAAAAGACGAGGAAAGGCUACGAGAGGAGAGAAUCCAUGCACUCAAGACCAAAGAGAAGAUGGCACAGACCAGCAGUGCCUCUUCGGCCCCUUCUGCUCCUGCUUUAGGGGGAGGACUGCCCACAGGACCAGAUGCUGAGCAGGCGUGGCCCCAAAGCUCAGGAGAAGAGGACCUGCAGCUACAGUUGGCACUGGCUAUGAGCAAGGAGGAGGCGGAGCAGACUAGCACUGACCCUCUGGAAGAUGCAGAGCUCCGCUACGCACUCACAGUCAGCAAGGAGAUUCACCAAAAGGAGGAGCGUCUGCGCAGGGGGGACGACCUGAGGCUGCAGAUGGCCAUCGAGGAGAGUAAGAGGGAGAAAGCCAAGCCCGAGGAGUCGUCUCUGAUGGAGUUGAGUGCGGUAGAUCCGUGGGGGGCCCCUGCAACAGGCUCUGCAGGACCCUCUCCUCCUCCCGUUUUGGCUCCUGCACCUACAACUGGACCUUGGGGCACGGCUGACCCUUGGGGAGCCGUCUCCCCUGCCUCUCCGCCAAGUGCUGACCCCUGGGGUGGAGCACCACCAACAGUAGCCCCAGACCCAUGGGCUGACACCUCAUCUGGAGUGAAUUCUGACCCCUGGGCAUCUACAGCUGUGACCCCUCCAAGUGCCAACCCUUGGGCUCCCUCUGUGGCUUUGGCCCCUACCCCACUAUCAGGGUCAACUGAUCCCUGGGCAGCGGAAGGAGCUGCUCCUGCCACUGAUGGUUUGACCUCUGACCCCUGGAGUGGCUCAGUUAAACAGACUAAUGGCACAGCAGAUCCAGAGAGAAGAGACUCCUCAGUGACAGGUGAUGCAGGUGGUGGAGGGAGCACAGGCUCUCCGGUGUCCUUUGAUCUUUCAUCACUCGGCUCCUCCCUGCCUGUUCGAAAAACACCAGAAUCAUUCUUGGGGCCCAAUGCAGCGCUUGUGGAUCUGGAUUCACUAGUAUCAUCAAAACCUAAACCUAAACAACCACCACCACCACCAAGCAUCUCCUCCGCAUCUCACAACCCCUUCCUUCAGACACAGGGUCCCUCCUCAUCAGGUAUGAGCGUUACACCGGGAAGUACCAUUUCUAGUCGAGGGGUGUCUCCAACCCCUCCUUCCACUUCUAAUCCUUUUGGCGCAACCCCAAUGGCAUCUAUCUCCCCUCAACCCUCUUCACUUUGUCUGAGCCAGCUCCGUGCAAGCCCUGUUCCCCCAAAUCCUAUGCUGGGUCACAUGCCUCCACCAAUGGUUCAGCCAGGUAUGGGCAUGCCAGGAAUGGGGGUCCCUAUGGUGGCCCCGGGGAUGGGCAUGGGAAUAGUACAGUCCAGCUCAAUGGGCAUGCCUUUCAGUGGAAUAUCCCCCAUGGGUCAGGCAGGAAACCCCUUGCUGAUGGGCCCGGUAGGCCCUGCGCAGCCUACACUGAUUUUGGGCGGGCCAACAGGGGUGCAUGGAGUAAUGGGAACAGGGGGAUCUGUGGGAGGUGGAGCCACAGGCACAAGCACCAAUCCUUUUCUCCUUUGAGAGUUUUUACCAAUCCCACGUGCUCUGUCCACUCAAGAACCAAUCCAAACCUGCCCUCCCAACACAAACAGUUUAUGUUUGACAAAAAAGAAAUGUGUACAUCUCUAUAUUUAAUGAAAAUAGUAAAAAACAAAAAUGGUAUUUUCUUUCACAAAAAAGCGUUUCAUUUUUUAUUUUUUCAUUUUAUUUUAUACAGUAUUUGAGGUCUUUUUAUUUCCCUAUUCAUUUUUUAUUUUA